Messenger RNA from Trichogramma pretiosum, 2798 nucleotides. RefSeq names its product F-box only protein 28 (gene dmpd). The record is from RefSeq and is a predicted model, not a curated record. The transcript has 6 exons. Gene Ontology annotation, biological process: positive regulation of DNA-templated transcription. Gene Ontology annotation, cellular component: nucleus. Bases 580 to 2109 code for a protein of 509 amino acids. Lineage: Eukaryota; Metazoa; Arthropoda; Insecta; Hymenoptera; Trichogrammatidae. Gene Ontology annotation, molecular function: protein binding; transcription coactivator activity.
AAAGCAGCAGCUAUUUUCCAGAUGAACGAUUGCAAAUUUCUCGAUUGAGUCGCGUAAACAAGCGUGUAGCUGUCACGAUGCUGUGUGCCAGUGGCAAGUGUCAGUUAGUAGUAGUAGUAGUAGUAUAGAGAGCAGUCGGAGGCUUAACCUGAGCGUGUGUAGUUGGCGUUGUGUACACUUUCCAUAUACUCGGGAGUAUGUCAUAUCGAGCAGAAGCCAAGCGUACACGGCAGCAGCAGCCAUACGCGCUGUCUCUGAGAGACGUCGGCCCGUGAGAGAAUCGUGCAAUCGUACGUCGUGUGUUUUUGUGUGUCUGCGCGGCGUUCAGUAGCAGCCGCCGAUCGAAUUCGACGAAAAAAAAGCAACUUCGAGCGGUUGUCAUUGUCGAGAGCUUGGCUCGGACGCCUUCUUGCUGCUGCACGUUGCUUGCUCGCUAAGCAUAUUCUCGCCAACGCGCGACUUCUUGCUCGUAAUCCUGCCUAUUGGUCCACUGCUCAAUCGACGCUAAUGCGCUAUUGCCGUUCUCUACACGCUUCGUAAAAUCAUUAAUUCCAUAGUUAUCAGGAAGCAAAAAUCAAAAUGGUUUCCACUCGCCAAUCAAGUAACAGCGGCACCAACCCUGAUGCUUCAAGUUUUGUGGAGCUUCGCAGAAAUUAUGAUGCAGAACCAUCCACCUCUAAUCGAAAGCAGCAACAAGCUGUUUUAGCAUCUAAUAGUAUUGCAACAGUGUCUUCAAGUGAAAAUACUCCCUAUUUUAAUUUGUUGAAUUUACCAUUGGAAUUAGUACAAAAAAUAUUGGGUUAUUUAGAUUAUAAUACAAUUGCUCAUUUACGUCCUGUAUGUCAUCAAAUGGACAAAAUUUGUGGCUCUCUACUGAACUCCACAUUUCAGCGACUUCAAACACAAAUGCUUAACAGAUUUCAAGCCAUUAAAGCUCAAAUGCCCAGGAGGGAAUCAGCAAGGCGUAAUCAUCCAUUGGCAUGUGAGAGUGACAUUAUAGAAACUCUGCAUAUGAGAUUAACUCUUUUACAGAUGAGUUUUGGAAAACACAUUGAACGCAAACACUGUUGUUUUUUCCCUGGAGAAAUAUUGGAUGAAGUUUAUAAUAUAUUACAUUACAUUAAAGUUACACCAAAAUUAGCUCGACCAUACAAAGUGACGGAUGAACUAUUUGACUUGAGUACGAUGGCUAUGGAAUAUUUCAAAGAUUGUAUCGAGCCUACACUACCUGAAAUUCCUUAUUUUGGGGCAGAAUUUUUGGAUUUAGCUGGAACCUUUACAUCUCCUCUUAGUGUAUCGGAUGGCAAAGGUCGAAGUAGUGGAGGAGAAAAUUCGCCAGCUCGUUCUGGUAACGAUGAACCAGGAACCAGCAUGGAUUCAAGUGUUGCUGCUCCAGCGUCGCCACCUCAAUCUAACAUGGUUUUGCGAAAGCGCAUUCGUAAAAUCAAACAAGGUAUGAAACGGUAUAACAGUCAGCUAAGCCUCAUGCGCAGGGAUCUGAAAAAUUGCAAGUCUAAAAUUUCGGAGCAACAGAAGCAAAUAGUAGAGUACGCCACUCGACUUGAUGAUAAUGAUAAAAAGAACGAAGAAACGUCGAGAAAAUUCAGCACUUUACUCCAGGUAUUUACUAAGGAAUUAAAUAAAUGCAAAACAGAACUCCAAUAUUGGCGAUCAAAAUCUCCUGCUAUACCAGUUUGUUUCGGAUGCGGUCAAUCGAUACCUUUACCCACAGAAGAUCUACAAGCUUUGGCAAAUCAAGGUAUUCUCUCGAACGUCGAAGCAUCAGCCAACGAAAGCUUAGAUUUCAUUCCCAUUCCUGAUAUGGCAGCGCAAAGUCCAACCGAAAGAGAUAUGAAUUCGAUGCUUAACGUGCAGCCAUUACUUGCAGCUCCGACGCAACUUGCAUCGCUACAAUUAUUGCAAUGCACACAUACAAGCUGCAGUAAUAGUAACCCGAGCGUUUCUACAGUAGAACCUAUGGCGCCACCGAUCUCUUUACCUAUGGUUUCUUCAAAAAAAAGGUCAAGUACUUCCUGCCUCGAAGAAGAUGUUACAAAAAAACCGCGUCGUGCCCCCAAGUCUCGCCAAGCUAAGCGCUCCAAAAUUUAAAUUCAAUUCACUAUCUAACGUGUAUCUCUUUGAAUUUUUCUUUUCUUGUUUCUUAUUCGGGGGUAUAUCCGAUUUUUUUUUUUAAUACAAUACACAAAUAAUAAUAUGGAUAUGUGGAACCCUUAUUCAAAUUUAGUUCACGCUUUUUGUGUUGGAUUAUCUGAGGAAAAAAUACUAAUUGUGAGGAGUUCUUUCGAGUAUCUUGAUGCAAUCACAAAUUAUUCACAUCCUUAAGUACAAUUAUAACUUGUAUAUUAACGUUAACACAUCAACUCAAAAACUAAUUUAUGUAUGUGUUUUCAUAUAAUUUCUUUACUCUAUUUGAAUAAUUUUAAGUCUUUAUUGUAUUUAAUCAACAGACUUAUAUGCAUUCUUUUGUCUCUCACUAUGAUUGAAUUUAUAUGUUUGGGUCUUGUCGCCUUUUUUCUACGGGCGUAAACGGAUGACUCUAAAAAGAGUACAAAGUUUUCUUCCCGUUGUCUAUUGUACAUUACUUGUAAAAUGAAAUAUCUUUCAUUUUUAAUUUCGUGGCUAACAUUACUACGAGUGUAAAAUUAAUUCUACCUGAGUUUCAGAUCAUUUUUUAAGAAAUAUUCUUAUGUUAGUAUACCAAAAGUUGUAGUUUUAGUUGUAAAAAAGAAUAAUUUUCUAAAAAUUUUGAUUCGUCAACUAGGUCAAUUUGAAAAAAG